ACCGUCAAAAUUAUAUUUAGUAUCGUGCGUGGGACGCAGUCGACGGCAGGUGCGUGUCUGUCAAACCGCGUGUGGAGUUCUGUUAUUUUUCUUGAAUUUCCGCUGAUCGGACAAAUGUCAUUGCCCACGCCGGUAAGCAAUAGUGCGCCACCUCCGCCGGAACCUAAUUUCCAUGUCGUCACGUCCGCGCCACUCACCCCGGCCCAGCAAAUCGCCCUGAGCGAGUGCACCUGGGCCGCCGGACACCCCGACAUCCAAAUGGCCUGUUACCUGGGCCGCAUUUGCACGAACGCGCCGCCCAAGUGCUGCCGCUACAAGGCCGUGCCGUCCAUCAUCCAAGCAGGUCCCACCUGUGGAUUGACCGCGCUCAGCAUGCUCCUGAACGGGCAGCCGUCGCCCGAGGAAAUUCUAAAUUUAGCCAAAGAGCGACACUUCACUCACAUCGGCGAAAUGUUCAGUGCGCACAACUUUUUCGAGCUUGUCCGCGAAGUGCUGGGCCGACACUCGGCCAUCACGGUUCAAUGCCACCUGUAUCAAGGCCGCCUUAACUGUGCCAAGGUGAAAGAGCGGCUGACCUGCGGCGCCUGCAUUUUCGUUCCAUAUGAUCCUGACUUCAACCAUGGACCCUGUUUAAAACUAGGACACAAAGCACAUUGGGCUCUGAUAAUUGGUUACAUGAUUGACGCCGACGAUGAAUUCUACGUCCUUGCACGCCAUGGGAAAACGAAAAACAUUGCCGUUUGGCCCUUGAAAGCUCUGAGUGCCAGCAACUCAAAUUUGAUUGAAUUUGCACAACCAAAAGGCUACCCAGACACCGACUUCUUAGUACCUGAUGGAGGUAUAGGCGGUGAACUGGGUCUCAAGAACCGUUCCAUAAUUGUUGAAGGUCUACCAACAGAAGACGUCGUUAUUAUCUAGCAAAGUGCUUUGCCGAAUUCAACUAGAACAUAUAUCCCGCUAGAAUGUGAUGCGAAACAAUUAAUAAAUUUGGUGCUGCAGGAACUAAUGGCUUUUUAAAAUUUUGAUUUCUAUUUUUAUUUAUGAUGUAUUUAUUUGCAAAUAUAGAGAAGAAAUAAAGUAUAUUUUUCUAGA
Messenger RNA from Hermetia illucens (black soldier fly), 1092 nucleotides. Its product is annotated as UPF0692 protein CG33108. The transcript is spliced from 3 exons. NCBI's taxonomy places the organism in Eukaryota, Metazoa, Arthropoda, Insecta, Diptera, Stratiomyidae. The coding region runs from base 115 to 918 and encodes 267 amino acids. The record is from RefSeq and is a predicted model, not a curated record.